AGAUCGAGUAGUUUCAUUUUGUUUCCCAUUCCACGAUGUCAAUCAGCCGGCUUCAAUCGUGCACAACACUCGCUCGAGGCCUUUUCUCGUCUACUUCUAUUCGUUUGUUCUGUUCCUCCGUGGCUAAAAGUAUGGAAAAACACCAGGUCGUGCCGGAUGUCAUCCCGGUAGCUCCAGCCGAAGUUGCCAAGGUGAGUUACGCAAGCGGUGUCGUCGUCAACGAGGGCAACGAGCUGACCCCGACAAAAGUGAAGGAUAUUCCAAAGGUGGAGUGGAACGCGGACAGUUCCGCUCUGUAUACCCUGUGCAUGACGGAUCCGGAUGCACCGAGUCGCAAGGAACCGACCUACCGUGAAUGGCACCACUGGUUAGUCGGAAACAUCCCGGGAGGUGACGUCGCCAAAGGCGAAACCCUGUCGGAAUACGUCGGCUCGGGACCCCCAGAGGGAACCGGACUGCAUCGGUACGUGUUUCUGGUGUACAAGCAGAACGGCAAGCUUACCUUCGACGAACCGCGUCUGACCAACCGCAGCGGCGAUAACCGUGGAGGAUUCUCCAUCAGGAAGUUUGCCGAGAAGUACCAGCUGGGAAAUCCCGUGGCCGGGAACCUGUACCAGGCCCAGUGGGACGAUUAUGUUCCGCUGUUGUACAAGCAGCUCGGUGCCUAAGGAACGAGCGCGGUGCGAGAAAUAUAAAUUGGAAAAUUUCCAUGCAAUUAUAUAUAACAUUGUAAUCGUAACAUUUAAUCCUGAAAGAUUUUGCUAGAAACAUCCACGAAUGGAAGAAAUAAAUAUGGCUGA
This is a messenger RNA of Ochlerotatus camptorhynchus, 800 nucleotides long. Its product is annotated as protein D2-like. Lineage: Eukaryota; Metazoa; Arthropoda; Insecta; Diptera; Culicidae. Bases 36 to 668 code for a protein of 210 amino acids. The transcript has a single exon. The record is from RefSeq and is a predicted model, not a curated record.